Symbiodinium pilosum is the source of this 342-nucleotide messenger RNA. Lineage: Eukaryota; Dinophyceae; Suessiales; Symbiodiniaceae. The record is from the annotation of a GenBank genome assembly.
GCAUACGCGGACGCAGCCGGUGCCGUAGCUUCGGGCAGCGUACCUCCAGCACCAGCACUUCCACCUCCAGUCCACGCAGCUGCAACAAUCUCUCCCCCAAUCCACGCAAUCCCCGCACCUCCAGCGCUCCCACCACCCGCACCUCCAGCAGCACCCCCAGCACCAGCAGCCGCAGCAACCCAAGCAGCCCCAUCAGCGCCAGUUACAGUGGUACCACCAGAGUCUCCGUGGUGGUGGCAGCAGGAGGCAGCUCCUGCAUCUAGCGCCAACCAGCCCGAGGCGCAAACGCAAGAGGGCCAUGGUCCUGAGACACCAGCAGCCCUGGCCAUGAGCCAGGAGCAG